AUGGCCUUCACCUUUGCCGCCUUCUGCUACAUGCUCACCCUGGUCCUCUGCGCUUCGCUCAUCUUCUUCGUCAUCUGGCAUGUGAGUCGUCGGCUUCCCCCCACCCUGGAAGGGGGGGACAUGUGGGGUGGGGGGUGAAGAGCUGGGCUGGGUGUGUGGGGAGGGCGGUGGGGUGGGGUGGGGGGAUGUUCCAAGCGGGGCAGGAUGGGGUGGGGGGCAUUUAUAGGCAACAGGACUGGGGUGGGAGGUUACAAGUAGGGCAGCAAGGGGUGCAUUUAAAUGCACCUGGGGGCUGAGGCAGAUCCAAGGGGGGGGAGGCUCUGUGAUGGGCUUGGGGUUCAUGGAGGGGAACAUCUAGGGUACCCCAGGGUGGGGUGGGGAGAAAGAGAGCAGGGUCUCUGGGGAGGGCAAGAGGCAGUGGGGCUGCCAGUGCGGAAUGAGUGGUUGCUUGGGAUGUUGUCAAAAAUGGGGGAAAUAGGGGUGGAGAGAUCAGGAAACUGGAGGGGGGCAUUGAGGGACUAAAUGGGAUUAGGGAGGUGGGGGCAGGGGACUCCUCAGUGGGACUCAAAGAAGGGGGCAGCAGCUGCCAAAGUGUGUUGGGGGGUGAUAUGAGACGGCAGAGUUUUCCAAUGGGGCAGGCAGUGGGGUGGGAGAGUAGGGAGGCAAUUGGGGUGAGAGAGGGGUCAAGCUGGGGCAAUUAAAAUGGAUAAGCAGUGGGGGGGGGUAGGGAAUGGAAUGAGCACAGGUAGGCAGUGUGUUGGGGGGGAUAGAUGGCAGUGGGGGAAGAUUGGAGAAGGUGAAGAUGGGGCUGGAGGAAACCCCACAGGGAGGUUUGGUGAUGGGGAAGUUGGGAGAGCUCAUCUCCAAAAGGGUUGGUGGCAGGGCAGUGAUGUUUUCACCCAAUUCCUGCUGUGCUGCAGGUCUUUUCCCCCAGUCCUUUGAACCCAGAGCCAGCCGCCUGCCGCCUGGAAGGAAGUAGAGAGGGGUUUAAGUCCAUAAGGCUGUUGCCCAGUGGUAGAGCGCAUGAGGGUUUUGGGAUGGGGUGGUGGCAAUUGCUUGAUCUCAGAUAGUGGGUGCUGGGGUCACUAAGCAAGGGGGGUAGAUGGUUCAGGGGGGCAAUGGCAAGGGGUCCUGGGCAAUGUGGUUAAACGCCAAAGAAAUAGCCCCCCAAAUGUGGGGUACUGUGAGCAGCUGUCUUAUCUGCAAAUCUGGUUUGUGGGUUUGCGGGACGGUUUGUGGGGUUUCUUUCUUGCUCCCUGCUGGAACGCAGGUGGGUUUCUGAAAAGAGGGGAGCAUGUGGGUGAGAAAACUGAACAGUGGGGGGGGCAUUUAUUUGGAUGGGUGGGGACAAGGUGUGGUAGGUAGAGAUCCCUCUGCGUUUGGGGGGUCCGUAAACAUGGCACUAGAGAUUUUCAUGGGUUUGGAUUGGGAAGAGUCGGGCAGUCGGCAUCUUGUAUACCAGGAACCAGUGUUUCUGUGCUACAAAAUCCAGCAUUAUUUCUGGGCCUAUUGGAGGAAAUUGAUACUCUUUUUUGGGGGGGGGGCUGUUACCGGGCAAAGAAUCUCAUUUAGGGGGACAGUGGGAGAGGAUUUCAGAAGCCAGCAGAUCCUACUUUCGCUCAAUCCAGCCACUACCUGCUGUUUCUUUCCCCUUCCUUCAUCUUCUUUGCUCUCCCUAUAGUUAUUAAGGUAUGUGGGGUUUUUUUGUGGCUGGGGAGAACUGCACCUCACACACGACUGCACCUCUGACUUGAUAUUGAACACCCUUCCUCUCAAUUUUGCCCAUUCCAUUGUUAUUUUUUCGUUAAAGAGGAAGAAGAAAGACAGUGGUGAGGAGGGUAGAAGAAUUUUUUGGGAUUGGUGGUGGUGGAAUAUGCACUUUUUUUUCUUGUGGGGCUCAGUAUCCUCUCCACCACCCCCUCCCCACACAGUUCUCCCUAUUAUUGCAUUUUUCUCUGCCUGAAGAGUCGGACAGAAAAUAGGGGAGGUUUGUAUUAAAAUAGCUUUGGUUAUCUAUCCGUUUGUAUUCCUCAUGUGCUUUUUUCUGGGACGACCUGACUCUCUGUCCUCUCUCUACCCCCCUUUUUUUUGUUCCUUCCUUCCUUCCUUUUUGGUGACGCUUCCAGGAAUCCCAGAAAAGAAAAGGGGGGGGGGAGAGAGGAACACACACACACACACACACACACACAUUUUCCUCCCUCUGUUCCAUCCAUCCCCUCCUAAUUUUGCUUUCCCUUCUCUCUCUCCCCCUCCCCACCCUCCAUCCGUAACCAAGGAACCUGGCUCUGGUUGCCAUGGAAACUACAUAUGUUUACAAAAUGAUGCUCCCUACUAAUAAUCCGGAUGCUACUGUCUUUUAACCCCUUGGCUGCUGCAGCCCUGUGUCUCCCUCUCCCUUCUUCUGCUCGUUGGAUGCGUUCUUCCCCCACCCACCCACCCACCCAUGCACACCCACACACAAACACACCUUUGUUGACAUCGAUAAGUCGGGGAGGGGGGUUGUUUAUUAUUAUCAAUGCGUUGAAAGGUUAGGGAAUAGUUUGGGAAAUGAGACUCACAAAUGACAAGUCGUGGCAAGGAAUCCUGAUAUGUGCGGUUUAGAACAGAGCGCCCUGCGCAAACCCUUCCGCAGCUCUGGUGCAUAAGACCACAUAGCACAGUCCGGUUACCUCCGUCAGGAGCUUCAAGCGUCAUCAGUCAUCUUAUGCCCUACCAGAGUGGCCUGGGGAUGGAGGCAGCCCCCAGGGGUGUCUGCUUGCCAUUGGGGCUGAUUGGGCAGCAGGCAGGGAGUCCGCCAGCAGGUGGCGCCAGAGCCAAUGGCAGGCAGAGCCAGCUGAGUCUAGUUUUGCCCCCCACCCUCCUUCUCCCUGCUGAAUAAUACAAGGGGCAAUGCUGAGACUAAGGGGGGUGGGAAGGAAGCUGACAGUCCAGGCCACCCUCUGGCUGUAAGUAAGAAGGUAGGCUGAGAGUAGGCUCAGGAAAAGGCCAUAGCUGCUUUGGGGGGGAUUCAUAAACAUUGAAAUGGGAGGGGAAAGGAAAGGGCCAUAGCUUAGUGGUAGAGCACCUGUUUUGCAUGCAAAAUCCAGGUUUGAUUCCCCACCUCUCUAGGUAGGAAUGGGAGUGUCCCUGCCCGAAAUUCAGGAGAGCUGCUGCCAGUCAGUGUAGGCAAUCCUGAGCUAUAUGGACCAAUGGUUGGCAUGGUAUAUAAUAAGGCAACUUCCUAUGUUCAUACAGGGGCUGGGGCUGUGCCCCCAAUUGCCCUACCAGAGUAGCCUCCCUUCCGUCAUGUUAGGGGCUGCUUAUAGGUGGUCAGGAUUUCGUUCUGUGCUUGUGUGCGUGGAAUUGUGUGGUGGGUGGGCAGUGAUGUGGUUAGGCGAUUUCAGAUUCUGGACUAAAUGUUCUUGUAAGAGGCUUGGUGUUCUCCUUAGAUGAAAGUGGGGGUUAUUUAAUACACUUCAGCAUGUGGUAAGCCAGCCCACCCCCCCAACCCCCCGCUGCAUUUGAGAAGGCCUUCCCAGACAGCACCGGAUUCUCUCAGAAGAAAUUACACCAUGUGCAUCAGGUGUGCCGUUCCCAAUAUGGCAUCCCAGCCUGCCCUCCUCUCUGUCUCUGCCUCCUACGCUCAGGUAUAAUAUGCACAGCUAACUGGCAUGGCUUUAAAGUCAUAGCCAGGCUUAAAUUGAAAGGCAAAAGUGCAAUCAAGCAUGUGCAGAGCACCUUUGGUCCGUUCCCCCCACUGAGGAUGUUUGGAGAGGGAGCUUAACUCAGAACUGCGCCGUAGAAUAUUUUCUGUGCAGGAUGUUCCAAGGGUAAUUGAGCAUGUGCAGAGUGUGUUUGCUUUUUCCACCGAGGGAAGGCCCGUAGUGCAGCAGUAAAGCAUCUGUUUUCAGGUCCCAGGUUCAAGCUGCAGCCCCUCCAGCUAGGGCUGGGAGAUCCCCCUGCCUGAAACCCCAGAGAGCUGCUGCCAGUCAGUGUAGACAGUACUGAGCUAGAUGGACCGGUGUUUUGGCUCAUUAUAAAGCAUUUCCCUCUGUUGCUAAGGGAGAGGGAGCAGAACUGCCCUCCAUGCAAAACAUCCCAGAUUCAGUCACAGGCCUCACCUGUGGAAAGAUGACAAAGAAGACCUCUCUCUCUGCCUUAGAGAGCCACAGCCGGCCAGAGUUGGCAGUACUGGACCUGAUGAAGCAACAGAGGCUGCUCAAUAACCUGAUGCCUUAAGGCAGCUUCCUGCAUUUCUAAUCAAGCAAUACUAAUGCUUUGUUCCUAAUAGACAACAGGGGGCUGAAAGGUCACAGAAUCUAACCUUGUAUAUAAGACACACCUCUGUGUUCCAUCCUGUGUUUGCCGAUGAGACUUAAAGGGCUUUUCGAACUUCAAGCCUUGUGUGAUUUGUGUAAGCCAAAUCAAUUGUUUUCGCAGAACCGAAAGCAGAAGGUGUGUUGGGUGUGUGGGGUUGCAACGCAAGCGAGUCUUCUGACCAAUUUAUUCCUGGGACAUUUAUUCAUUUAAUAUACACCCCCUUGCCCAGUUCUGCUUGGAGCACAGGGCUGGCUUGCACGGUUCUCCUCCUUUAAUCCCCACAACAGCCCUGUGAGGUAGAUUAGGCUGAUAGCCAGUGCUUGACUCCAAGGUCACCCCGUGAGUUUCGUUCAUGGCUCAGUGGGAGAUUCGAACCCUGGCCUCUCAGGUCCUGACCCGACACUCUACCCACUAACAGUGCACCGGCUCUCAUCCCUGACCAUUGGCUGUGCUGGUUGAGGCUGGUACGGGUUCGAGUCCAGCCACAUCUGGAUGGCCACAGGUUCCCCAACCCAGACUAUCCCACUCUCCUCCACCCCCCACUGAAGCAGGAACUGCUUGGAGCCUCGUGUGUGAAGCCAGGGAUGACAGCUAGCUGGGCAUGCAAACGGAGACCUGCCGUCUCCGUUAAGAAAAAUAGAAAAAGGACCUCUGAACGCUGGGAUCAGUGGAACUGCUGGUCUGCCUCUCCUAUGUGCGUCUAUCUCUUUCCACCCAUCUGUGAUUAGUGUGGAGAGACUCCAUCUCAGAGUACACGAUGUGCGAGGCUGGGUUUGAAGUCCGCCGUUUCUCAUUUUGAGGAGCAUUGGGUCGCGGUGACAUGCCAGUUGCGGCAAUCUGUGCCGUGGUCUGGGAAUGAAUUAUAAAGCGGUGGUGGCGGCAGCGGUGGUGGUGGGCGCAGCCCUCUGCCUGCUUCUUUAUAAUACAUUUGCCUUAGACCCACCGGUAAGGGGGAGGCUCGGCGGAUGUUUGCAGGGGGAGAAACGAAAAAGCCAUGUGCUCGGCCGGCUUGCUGGUGAGAGCAAGUGUCCUGCUUACUAGGCUGUGGGGGCUCUCCUUUCCCUCUCCAUCCUUGCAAAGUCAGCAUGGGCCGCCUCUCGGGAUUUGCGAGCCCGGGGAGUCAAGCGAGUCGGCUCACCGCAAGCCACCAGGUCAGGCAAGUUGACUCGCAUCCUCUGGUUCACUCUGAGAAAAGCCGGAUUUCAGCUUCUGAAACAGAAAGCGAGGGCUGCUUCGCAGGCCAGAUAAGACAACAAAGGUGGGGGCUGGGAAAGGAUAUCUGCUUAUGGACAAGACACCCCCUCCUCAAUCCAAUUGGUACCACCCCACACUGGGCGUCUGUACAUACCUUUGCCACUUCAAAAACACUUGCUUCCUCCACUCACACGUUGAACUUUUAAGCCACGGAAGCAGUAAUGGCUGCCUAGUAGUAUUCAAUGCGUCCUAAGCUUCUGGUCCUCAUGAGGUAGGGGAAAUUCUUACGUUUCAAAUACACAUCAUGCAUUUGGAGCACACCCUGCCCUUGCCUCCCCCCAAAGGACCCUGGGAACUGGAGUUUGUUAAGGGGGUGCUGGGAACUGGAGCUGUGCAAGGGAUGCAAACUACAGUUCCCAUGAUUCUUGGGUGGGCGGAGGAUGUGCUUUAAACGUCUUCCUUAUUUGGGUAGCUUUGAAGCCUGCACCCUGCAGUCGUUGCCGGAAUAUUUAAGGGUUUUUGCAGGUGUGCAGGUAGCUCACUAAUCUGCAUCUUUCCCCAUCAAUCCCUGUUUUCUUUAUUUCCAUUUUUUACAUUGUCUGAGGGAAGCAGGUUGAGGUGUGUUCUCUCCUCCUAGAAAGAGCCCCUCUGCUCAGGGUUUCUGCCUAGCCGCAUUGCUGCUGGUGCCCAUUGGGGCUGGUGGGGCAGAGGGCGGGGGAGCCCAAAAGGGGGCGGAGCCAGAGCUAGUGACAGGUGGAGUCCCUCCUAUUCUCCCCCUCCCUGUUGAGUUCUUCAAGGGGCAACACUGAGGAAGAGGAAGGUGACAGACAGUGCCCACCCUCUGGACGGGAUGUAAAUGGGGCAUAAGAUUCCUGCAUUGCAUGGCAGGGGGGGUCCCUUCCAGCUCUCCCAUUCUGUGAUUCCAAGGGGGGCAGGCAGGUGGGGGCUGGCCCAGGGCAAACUGAACGGACUGGCCCUUAUGAACCAGCCUCUGCUGCCUGCAGGAUGCUAUAAGCUCAAACAUGUUUGUUAUUACAAUAUUUGUAUCUCACCUUUCCCUCAAGGACCUCGAGGUGAUAGAUAUGGUUCUCACCCCUCCUAGUUAUCCUUAGAGCGACCUUGUGAGGUAGGUUGGACUGAGAGAUGGCGAUUGGCCUAAGAUCGUUUGGAUGUGUGGAAACUGGAGCUCAGGACUCCCGGGUCCUAGUCCAACAUGUUUCCCCCACCUCCAAAGUUUUCAGCCUUCUACCCCCCCAAUUCUGUGAGUGAUGAGGGUGCUUGAAUCUUCAUUGGGGUGUUUUGAGGACGGGUUGCCCCCUUUGUUUAAAUAUUUCUUUUCAUUCCUUCAGCCCUCGAGGUUCCCUCCAGCGUGCUGAUAUCUCUCCCUCUUAUGUCUCAGUUCUGCAGAUUUCUUUAAAAACCUUCUCUUCUUGGGUGUAGAAAGAAAAAUGAAAGGAAGAGUGAAAUGUUUGUUUUUAUUUUAUUUAACAACCUUUAUACAUUACUUGAUUGUAGUAAAACCUCCAAAUGGGUCGCAAGCGGUGUUGAAAUUAUCAAUAAAAAGCAGUGAAAAGCAGUGAAAAAUAAUUAGAAGUAAAGGAGAUUAAAACAGGUCAUCAGCUGCCUGUCUGGAUAGGCUUAAGCAAAACUGCUUUAAGCAGGCACCAAAAUUAUUUGUUAGUGAAUGUGGUAAGUACAGUUUUGCAGGCCCAUCUAUCGCAUGCAGGCAUGCUUGUAAUGGAACAAAGUCAAACGUGGUGUGGUGGACUGUUAGGAGUGUGUCUCCAGGACUUGGAAGACCAAGUACAAAUCUGUCUUCAGCCAUGAACCAUGCUGGGUAACCUUGCGGCUAGAUCUCUCUCAUCAUCAACCUCAUAGGGUGGUUGGAAUAAUUUUUUAAAAAGAAGGGCAAACUGUGUGUGCGCAACCCUUGGAGCAAAAGUGGGGUGAAUAAAAACGUAACGUAAGCAGAUCCUUGGUGGCAGACCCUGGUUUGUGCAAGAUGUUUGCACCUGAAACAAUACACAAGUUAGCCAUGGUUCCAAGGUAUCCAGUUUCAACACAUAGAGUCACAGAAUGGCAGAGCUGGAAGGGACCCCGAGGGUCAUCCAGUCCAACCCACUUCAAUGCAGGAAUCUCAGCUAAAGCAUCCCUGGCAGGUGGCCACCCAACCGCUGCUUAAAAACCUCCACGGAAGGAGAGUCCAGGUAGGUCUGGGGAUGCCCAUUGCGGUGGAACCGACGGCCUGAGUCAGUAUAAGACGGCUUCCUAUGUUCUGUUGGGGAAGGGCCAUGCGUGGCUCAGGGGUGGAGCACCUGCUUUGCAUGCAGAAGGUCCCGGGUUCAAACCUUGGCAUCUCCAGGUAGGCAUAGGAAUGCCUCUUGUACGAAACCCUGGAGAACCACGGCUAGCCUCAGAGACAAUUCUGAGCUAGAUGGAGCCGUGGUCUGAUUCAGGAACACAGGAAGCUCUGUUUAUCCUGUGUUCUCAUCUUCCACGAAGGUGUUCUGCGUGGUAUGUGGUGUGUAGGGUUUCUCGCCUGUCUCCCAUUUAACUGUCCUGGACCCAUUUUGCCCUGUACAUGUACCCAGAAACUCCAGAACAGCUCUUGUUCACAUUUUAAAACGAGACUCCCUAUUUAUUCCAGAAAUUUAUUGGCCGCCCCCCACCCCGCAAAGCCCCCCAUUCUGUUUAUGGCAUAGUAGCAUAGUAAACAACAUAACGUCAUGUACGCAGCAUAAUGUCCGUAAAACAACGUUUAAAAAAACAAAACAAAAAUUGUUGCGCCAAUACAAUUCACCAUAAGCAAUUCAUCUAUAAGCAGCUGCGCCAAGCCGUGCGUCAGGCCAGCCCAGUGAUAAACUCCGCAACGUGGCCCCUGCGAAACGCAAGUUGUCUAAUAACAUAAAUUAUCAUCUAUGCUCAGGUGCAACUAAAAACAUACGGCAUAUUUAGCGCCACCAGCAGCAGUUUGAAAAAUAGGGUUUUAGAAAGCCAGCAGCCGCAAGACCAAAAGCACAAAGGGUGUUCAAAGUGUGUAUGCUUGAACACAAUAAGAGCUCUGGCUGGCAAGCAAGACUCCGACAAUUUCUUUGAAACUUGGUACCCUUUUUUUGGGUAACGUUCUCCGCUGGAAAUCCCAACGUAUUAUUAAUCUCUGUUCCACGGAGGGGGGAACAAUCUGGUGGGAUUUGUUUAUUUGUCGUUUUGAAAAACCAGUAAAUCUUGAAAAACCAAAAUGUGCAAACCUAGUUCUAAGCACAUAACGGCAGACCCUCUGUCGGCUCUCACUUGGGGGCUUUUCCCAUGUGGGAUAAUUUCCUGCGGCGGUUGGGGGCAGUGGGUCAGGCCCAUGCCAGCCUCUUGCUUUGCCACCCUAUGUGCCAGGCUGUGUAAACAGCUGCCCCAUCUCACUUGACAGAAGGGUCUGCUUUGCCGAAAGGGUGUUUUAAAAUAGAGCCUCUCUGUGUGUGUGCUUGCGCGAUGGGUAGCAAAUCGAUGUUGGAAUGAUCUUGUGAACGUGCCCUUGGAGAGCUCCUUGCCCGCUGGGUAUGGUUUUAACUUGCUGGGUCCCCUCAAUUGGCAGCUGUUGUUGCCCUGGCAACCAACCGUACCUCCCAGGUCUGUGCGGUUGAGGUGAAAAAGACUCUGCUGUAUUUAUUUCCCCCCCAUCCCCUCCUCCAUCAUCUUCCCCCCUCCUUCCCCAUUGGGGGCAGGUUCUCGUCUCAGUGGGAACAGGGGGGAGCUGUGCUUCUACGGGGGCGGAUGGAAGUAGAACAGCAACCAAGCUCCCAGGCCUUUGAUAUCCGUUCUCACUGUGGGGCGGGGGGGGGGGUGGAGAGAGAGGAACAGCUUAGUCUGAAAGUAAUGAUACGUGGGGGCACACGUCGCCCCCGGUUUUGGUCGCUUUGGCUCCAGAUUUCUCAGCAGCGAGGUGAUAGGGGGACAACAGAGAGAGAGAGGUUUCUUCGCGAGGAAAGAGCAAGGGCUUGUGGGGGGAAAUGCCAGGUAUCUAGGCAAAUUUGUGUUCCCGGAUGCUGAAAAACCAGCGGCAGAGAUGACGGGGGACAUCUUUUCAAGAAAGAAAUGCAAAAGGGGUUUUGGGUUGUGCAACUUUGGCAGCCCGGAGAGGCAGGAGGUGGAAUGGCUGCCUCAGAGAUUCAUAAUAAAACUCGCUCCCAGGGCUGUCGUACGCGAAAGGGGAAUCAUGUGUAGAACUGCUCAUGAAAGUGUGAGGUCAUUCAUGGGUUGUUUGCGUCAAUUUUAUUCAUGGAACUGUAGAGUCGGAAGAGACCCCUGUGGUCAUCUAGUCCAACCCCCUGCAAUGCAGGUAUCGCAGCUCAACGAUUCCUGGCAAGUGGCUGCCCAACCUCUGCUUAGAAAUCUCCAAGGAAGGAGAGUCCACCAUCUUCUGAGGGAGUCCGUUCCACCGUCAAACAGUUCUAACCAUCAGGAAGUUUUUCCUAAUGUUUAGUCGGACACACUUGCCUUCACAAAAGAGCUUUGGGUGGUGUCUGUGGGUGUCUCCCCCCCUCCAAAAAAAUUCUAUACUAAUAUCAUCCUUGUGAGGUAGGUCAGGCUGAGAGGUCCCUGCGUUUGUUCCCCAGCAUCUCCAGGUAGGACUGGGAGAGACCCCUGCCUGAAGCCUUGGAAAGCAGCUGCCAGCCAGUGUUGACCGGUGGUGGGGAAUUUAAAGACCAAGGGCCACAUUCUGCCCUCCCAGCCUUUCUGUCCAGCACUCUGGACUUUCCUCAGCUCACAACACCUCAGUGGUGUAGCAUGGGUUGCUGGCAUCCAGGGCGGGGCAAGUUGUUGUGCUCCCCCCCCCAGUGGACUGGGCAACUGGGGUGGGGGCACACGCCAGGGAGGGGGAACGGUGCCCACUUCCAACAAGCUCCUUGCCCACUGCCUCCAUCCACCUGCUCACUAGACCAACCCUCCUGCUGCCUCAGCUGCCAGGGCUCUGUGCCUGUUGUGGAGGCACCCCCUAAAAAAGGUGUGCCCAGGGCACCCCCCACUUUGCCUCUGCUUCAUACCCUCUUUGAGGGCUGUGUCCUUGAACUGUAAUAAAACAUCCUGCUUGCCUGGAAUGAAGAGCAGUGGGUGAGAGGGUUUAGAAACCACUGGUUUUCCCCUGGCUGUAGCUUAAAAGGUAAAGGUAAAGGGACCCCUGACCAUUAGGUCCAGUCGUGGCCGACUCUGGGGUUGCGGCGCUCAUCUCGCUUUAUUGGCCAAGGGAGCCGGCGUACAGCUUCUGGGUCAUGUGGCCAGCAUGACUAAGCCGCUUCUAGCGAACCAGAGCAGCGCACGGAAACGCCGUUUACCUUCCCGCUGGAGCGGUACCUAUUUAUCUACUUGCACUUUGACGUGCUUUCGAACUGCUAGGUUGGCAGGAGCAGGGACCGAGCAAUGGGAGCUCACCCCGUCGCAGGGAUUUGAACCACCGACCUUCUGAUCGGCAAGCCCUAGGCUCUGUGGUUUAACCCACAGCGCCACCCGCGUCCCGGCUGCAGCUUAGCCUGCUAUAAAAAAAAGGAAAGCGUAGCACCUGUUGCUCUGCCCAUCACUGACGGGCAGGCCCAGGGGGGUGUGCCACGAGGCAAUGCAGGUCACAAAAUGUCCCCACCUCUCAGGGCCCUUCUGCACUAUGCAUUUGAAGCAGAACCAUGGCACUUUAAACAACCAUUCUCCCAGAGAACUCUGGGAAUUGGAGGGUGCUGAGAGCUGCCCCCUAUUCUCUUCCCAGUUGUUAAAUUACUCUGUGAACUGCGAGAGGCAUAGGGGUCUCCCCCCACACACACCCCAGGAUUCUUCGGAGGGCGGCAGAAAGCCAUUGCUGUUCAAAGUGGUGCUUUAAAUGCAUACUUCAAAUGCACACAUUGACAACACUGAGCUAGAUGAGCCAGUUUUCUGACGUGGCAUGAGCCAUCUUUGUAGGGUGGGUGGCCUAAGAAAGCCAGAAGUGUCUGGCAGCUGGAUCAGGCCCAUCUCGCCCAACGUCCUGCUCUCACGGUGUCCAACCAGAUGCUCCACCAGGAAGCUUGCAGGCAGGACCCCUGAGCACAGCAGCCGCUCUCUCGCACCUUGCGAUUCGCAGCAACUGGUCUUCCGAUAUUGGGGGUGGUGCACGGUGGGGAGGCUGGUGACGUGUUUCAGAGUUUGUUAUGGAAUCCUGAUUAGUCUGCACAACUGAGCGAAUAUGCUUAGCUUAGCUGCAGAGGAAAGGGGAGGAAAAAUAAGAUAAUUUCUGCCCAGGGCUUCGUUUGAGUGAGGGCUCAUGGGCAUUCUCUUCAAGGUCUGGGUUUGGUUUCCUCCCCCUCCCUUUUAAUGCAAGUUCCUGAAGCAUGUGAAAUAAUCAUGCUUUAUGAGCUCUGGGACUUUGUUGUCCAUGAAGUGCAGCGACCUGAGAUGGCCUUUUAAAAAGGACUUUGACAACUUUGCAGAAUCAACUGCUUUUGGUAGUGAUUAGAGGAGAAUGGAGCCUCUCCUCACCUUCAGAGGUGUGUUGGAGAUAAUAAUCUUGCCCCUCCAGCUUGCCAGAUUUACCAGACUUUGGGAUAGCAAGCAGGAGAGCAAGGCGGCUGCGUUGAUUAACCCUCCCCUCCCCAGACGAGAUUUCCCACUGACACCCAGUGUUAGAAAUUUGGAUAUAUAAAGGUAAAGGGACCCCUGACCAUUAGGUCCAGUCGUGGCCGACUCUGGGGUUGCGGCUGCUCAUCUCGCUUUAUUGGCCGAGGGAGCCGAUGUACAGCUUCUGGGUCAUGUGGCCAGCAUGACUAAGCCGCUUCUGGCGAACCAGAGCAGCACACGGAAACGCCGUUUACCUUCCCGCCGGAGCAGUACCUAUUUAUCUACUUGCACUUAGGGGUGCUUUCAAACUGCUAGGUUGGCAAGAGCUGGGACCGAGCAACGGGAGCUCACCCCUUCGCGGGGAUUCGAACCGCCGACCUUUUGAUCGAUAAGCCCUAGGCUCUGUGGUUUAAACCACAGCGCCACCCGUGUCCUUUUGGAUAUAUAAGCUAGGUGCCAAAUGGCUCCUUAAACCCAGGGUUGCAGUCGCCAAAACAGAAUGCCUAGUUGCCUUUUUGGGGCCAGGCGGCUCGAAAGUCAUAUUUUCCAAUGUGACUUUUUGGUUCCUGAAAGUCAUUCCGAUUGUGCAGAUAAAAUAUAACUGGCAGAAUUCUGCUGGAUGUGUUGCUGUAGUGUGUGAAAACAGUCCAGAUCCAAGGAUCCCCAGGCAGGAAACUCCAGAUAGUGGAGAAGUCAGGUGCCAUGCUGGCUCACGGGCAUCUUCACUUGGCUGAUAGCAAGUUACAAAAUGUGCCUGGUGAAUUUUGAAUGAAUUUUGACACCCCAUCCCUGGAAUGCCUUUUGUUGUUGUUGUUGUUUAGUUGUUUAGUCGUGUCCGACUCUUCGUGACCCCCUGGACCAGAGCAUGCCAGGCACUCCUGUCCUCCACUGCCUCCUGCAGUUUGGUCAAACUCAUGCUGGUAGCUUUGAGAACACUGUCCAGCCACCUCGUCCUCUGUCGUCCCCUUCUCCUUGUGCCUUCAAUCUUUCCCAACAUCAGGUCUUUUCCAGGGAGUCUUCUCUUCUCAUGAGGUGGCCAAAAUAUUGGAGCCUCAGCUUCAGGAUCUGUCCUUCCAGUGUGCACUCAGGGCUGAUUUCCUUCAGAAUGGAGAGGUUUGAUCUUCUUGCAGUCCAUGGGACUCUCAAGAGUCUCCUCCAGCACCACAAUUCAAAAGCAUCAAUUCUUUGGCGAUCAGCCUUCUUUGUGGUCCAGCUCUCACUUCCAUACAUCACUAAUACCAUGGCUUUAACUAUAUGGACCUUUGUUGGCAAGGUGAUGUCUCUGCUUUUUAAGAUGCUGUCUAGGUUUGCCAUCGCUUUUCUCCCAAGGGAGAAUGCCUAUUAGGCUUGUGGAAAAGUUUCAUGGGCAUCUAUAGAACUUCCUGGGGUUUUUUUUGUUUGGGGGGGGGGAGCCUAAUUGUUGCACAAGGAGGGAAGCUACGAACCAUAUCUGGCUCCUGGGAAGCAGGUUUCGCACCCCGAGCUAUUUGUAUAACAUAGGAAGUUUCCUUCUGCUGAGUGAGACCAUGGGUCCAUCUAGUGCAGUGCUUCCUACACUGACUGGCAGUGGCUUUCCAGGGUUUCAGGUAGGGGGUCUUUUUCAGCCGUUCCUGGAGUGCCAGGGAUUGAACCAGGGACCUACUGCAUGCAAAGAUGCCAGUGAGCUACGCCCCUUUCCCAUAAGGUAGCGGGUGAUGGCAAGCACCUUUCUCUGCACUGCCAGGCCCCUUCCAGGCAUCCAUUCUUAUUUUUCAUUCAUGAUGGUUUGUGCUCCUGAUGGUAUCAGGGCAGUUAUAAGCCACAUUUCCACAGUAUUUGUGUCUUGGACAAGGGCACCUCCGUCAACUCACAGAAAUCUCCAGAGUAAUCUGCUGAGACAAUGAACGUGACAUUACCUAAUGCCUGUGAUUGAUCUCAAUUUUUACGCGUGAUUUGUUAAAUAAAUCACCUCUGUGCGAAUGAUACAUAUCUGCACAGGGAAUGAAUGGGGAAUAGGAGGUUCUUUUGAGCCGCGCGGUUUAUCUGUCUUUAUUGCCGAGGCUUUAUAAAUAAAGACUAUUACAAAACAACAUUUCUCCCUGUGGAGGUUUUGGGUGUCUGUGAGUAUUUCGGUUUAAAAUCAGUGUCUAGCCUGUAACUUUCUGCACCGCAAAUGUUCUGCAGGUUGUGUUUCUUUGCCCCACUUUUGUUGUGUGGUAGUAGCCUCUCUAGACAACAGUGUUGUGGUAGCGUUGAGGAACUGCCACAGAACAACAGAUGGAAUAAAUCAACCACUAGUGUGGUGUUGUUGUUGUGUCAAGGACAUGCUGCAGAAUUAAGGUAAAGGGACCCCUGACCAUUAGGUCCAGUCGUGGCCGACUCUGGGGUUGCGGCACUCAUCUCACUUUAUUGGCCGAGAGAGCCAGCGUACAGCUUCCGGGUCAUGUGGCCAGCAUGACUAAGCCGCUUCUGGCAAACCAGAGCAGCGGACGGAAACGCCGUUUACCUUCCCACCAGAGUGGUACCUAUUUAUCUACUUGCACUUUGACGUGCUUUUGAACUGCUAGGUUGGCAGGAGCAGGGGCUGAGCAACGGGAGCUCACCCCGUCAUGGGGAUUUGAACCGCCGACCUUCUGAUCGGCAAGUCCUAGGCUCUGUGGUUUAACCCACAGCGCCACCCGCGUCCCUUGCUGCAGAAUUAUACCCACAAUAAAACCCCAGCGUGGAGGGGCCCUCUGUCAGAACUGAUAGUACACGGCAGAGAGGGGGCUCUCGGAGGUUUGGGGUGGGUGGCGUGGCCUGGCAGGGGCUGCCACAGAGAACAGCCCUCUAAGCUGUGCGAUUCCCUCACCUGGCACCCUCACAGUACAAAUUUGGGUGAAUGCUCAAGACGGGCCUCUGUUCUCAGGACCCACCCUGCUCCAGCGACUGCCAACUGUUCUUGUUUUUGAAAUAACCUUUAUUAAAUAAUAAUUGUUGCAUGUUGAACAGGGGGAAAAUGACAAGCUAAGGAGGUUUCUGCCCCAAAAUUAAACAGUAUAUAAAUUUUACGAAAUACAUAAACACCCCACUCUUUCCCACCCUCCCCAGCCUGAAGACAUUGCUCAGCUCUAAAGAGAAAUACCAAUAGUUUACAAAGGAACGGGCAUGCAAAGGAUCCAAAAGUUGUUAAUAUUGAUACAAAGGAAAAUAUUAGCACAACCAUAUAUUACGGAAUGAGGCAGGUACAGUUUGUCUUGUAGCGUCUCUAUGGGUGUUAAAUAAAUGGGCAGUCCCUCAGGGGUUUCUAGCUACACAAAGUUUUUUGCAUCAGUUUUUCAGGAAGUGCUAUGUCCCAAAUGACAUUAUACCAUUUUUUGUACUUUUUGUACAUUUAAACCCUUUGCGUCUUUCCAAUUCCUUGCUGUUGAUACUAUUCUUGCUGCCACUAAGAAGUCACCAAUUAAAUGUUUAUAUAAUGACCUUUUGGUUGCAUCCUCUGUCAUUUGUUUUGGCUGUUUUUAAUAGUGAAUCUUAAAUUGUUUGUUAACCUGCCCUGGGACCUGCUAGAGAAGGGCAGGCAAUAAAUUUAUGAUUGAUAACAAUUCUGAGCUAGGUGAAGCCGUAGCCUGGUCUCCCAAGGCAGCUUCUGAUCGUUCUCCCAUUCCGGUAACAGAUGGGGGAGCUGUCCAUAGUCCUGAAUGUUCAGAGGCAGCCGGAGCUCAAGUGAUUUCCUGCUCUUAGUUCAUCCUCCGAUGGAGGUAGAAGACUACGACAUAAAAUCAGUGGGUGGUAUCCAGCUAAAUUCUGCUCAGAGUAGACCCCUUGGAAGUAAUGCACCUAAGUCAGUCAUCUUGAUUAAUUUCAGUGGGUCUACUCUGAGUAGGGCUAACAUUGGAUGCAACCCAUUUAAUCUGAACAUAGAAUUGUAGAAUUGGAAGGGGUUAUUUAUUUAUUUAUUUGUUAUUUAUUUAAUUUACAUACCACCCUAUACCUGGGGAUCUCAUGGAGGUCAUCUAGUCCAACCCCCUGAAAUGCAGGAAUCUUUUUGCCCAACGUGGGGCUCGAACCCAAGAUCCUGAGAUUCAGAUUCUCGUGCUCAACGGACUGAACUAUUUAGCAGGUAAAGGUAAAGGAACCCCUGACCGUUAGGUCCAGUCGCAGACGACUCUGGGGUUGCGGCGCUCAUCUCGCUUUAUUGGCCGAGGGAGCCGGCGUACAGCUUCCGGGUCAUGUGGCCAGCAUGACAAAGCCGCUUCUGGCGAACCAGAGCAGCGCACGGAAACGCCGUUUACCUUCCCGCCGGAGUGGUACCUAUUUAUCUACUUGCAUUUGACGUGCUUUCGAACUGCUAGGUUGGCAGGAGCAGGGAACGAGCAACGGGAGCUCACCCCAUCACGGGGAUUCGAACUGCCGACCUUCCGAUCGGCAAGCCCUAGGCUCUGUGGUUUAACCCACAGCACCACCCACAUCCCUGAUUUAGCAUGUAGUCAGUGUUAAAAUGGGCCAGUGACUACAUAAUGAUUUGUGUGGGGUUGACUGAUGCCCUGCUUUCCCUGGAGUCCGGGGGGGGGGCGGAGAGAGAGCUUCCUUUUGGCAUCCUGUUCUGAUUUCUGGAUGCACCAGAGCUAUUCCUUUUGGUGGGAUCAGCAUUUCUUUGCUGACUUCCGCUGUCUGCUUGUCUCAGACCAUCAUUUGUCUGUCUGGGUUUCUUGGUUUGCUGAAUUUCUGUCUUCUCCCUCCUCCAAUAAUGUCGGUGACACUGUGUGUGAUGGCGAAGGGGGCUCCUAUCAAAUUAUCCUGACAACAACCUGUGAGGUAGGCUUCAGUGGGGAGAAAGCAAUUCGGCCAAAGCGCUGGUGAGCUUUUGUCCCUGAGCAGGGAUUUAGAUUUGCAUCCUCUGGGUUGUCUCCAACUGAGUUCUACUUGGGAGUAGACCCAUUGAAAUUAAUGGACAUAACUUAGCCUUGUUUAUUAAUUUCAAUAGGUCUACUUUGAGUACGAGUUAGACUGGAUACGGCCUUCUGUGCCCAAACCCAGCAUUCAAAACUGCUAAACUGUGUUCACUGGAGAACCUGUUAUAAUCUGUAGCUUAUAUAUUUUUUAUGCAAGAGCUAAUUUAUUUUAUUGGCUUGAUUGGUUUGUCUUUCAAAGCGUACAUCCUGCCUUUUUGCACCAGGUGGACUCAGAGUGGCUCACCAUGUAAACACCUUAACGGGGUAUGAGAAAUAAAGAAUUACCUCCUGCUUUUCCUUUACAGCCGUGGUCCCUGCUUUUAUCCCACAACAACCCUGUGAGGUAGGCUAGGCUGAGCAAUAGUAACUGGCCCAAGGCCACCAGCUUUGUGACUGCCUAUUUGAACCGAGUGAUUGCAUCCAGUCCUGUGUGUACCAGUUUCCCUGUCCGGCAACAGGAGUUCCUCUCCCCACACACUGUCAAGAUCUGCACCCAGGAUCCUCCAGCCGCUCUGGAGCAGGUCUUGAGGGGAGGGAAUGUUCAGGGGAGAGGAAGGGAGGUUUAUGUUGCACAAGCAGAGGUCUGAGAGUGGAUUUAGGCAGAAGGAAUGAAAGGGAAAUGUGUGUGAGAGAGAGGAAUGUGUUUGUGCGUUAUGAUGCGCCUGGUCUCUCCUCACACCUAACACUUCUUUUCCCCAUCCAAAUCCAUAACUGUGUUUUCUCUCUCACACAUAUUUGCAGUCAACACCCUCCUAUUCAAAGUUUCCUCGCUGUGCGUCUCUGUCUCUCAUACACACACACACACUCUGGACACUCGCACGGGUUGUGAUUCAGUGCUUCUGCACAUGCCCAAGCGCCAAAACCCAGAAGUAACCCGUUCUGGUACUUCCAGGUUUGACGCGGUGCGCAACCUGAAAUCGUGCAACCCGAAGCUUCUGCAACCCGAGGUAUGACUGUGUGUGUGUGUGUGUGUGUGUGUGUGUGUGUGUAUACACACACACCAUAUUUUUCUCUGUAUAAGACAAGGUUAUAUUCUUAAAAAAUUAUGCUAAAAAUUUGGGGUCAUCUUAUACACGGAUAGUGGAGAGGUGGGAUGGGCGAUUGGUGGCUGCUGUGAGCAGGAGAUUGUCAACACUGUUUUUGCAGGCAAUUGGCGGGUAUGUCAAGAUCCGGUUGCUGCUGCAAUCGAUUGUGCGAUUGGCUGUGGCGAUCCUGCUGGUGUCUCCUCAAAAAAAGCUCAACAAGUCUGGACAAUCCCCCCCCCCAUUUUCUCAAAUUGGAGUCCCAAAAAGAGGGGGCAUCUUUUGGGGCAUGUUAUACAUGAAAAAAUGUGUGUGUGUGUAUGUAUGCAUACAGUUAUUUCUUUCACUGAGAGACACACUACCGUCACUUCUUCAGAUAGGUGCAGGGAAAGGCAGUGUGUGUGAACAGACACGGGUUGGGGUGAGAAAGAGGAAAAGAGAGGUGUGUUUGUGUGUAAGAAUUAUAUGGGGUGCAAAUGUGAAGGAAAAGGAGGAGAACAGGAGGCCAGGGCACCUCCAUUUUGGUGUGCCCGGUCCCACUUGUGUAAAAACAGUUGGAGUAGCUCAUUUGGCAGAGCAUGAGACUGAAGGAUUUGGGUCCCAACUUGGGCAAAAGAUUCCUGCCUCUCUGUAGGGUUGGGCUCCACAAUUCUGUGUGAGAACGUGAGGAGACAGUGUUGUGGCUGGCGAGGAGGGAGCUGUCUGAGAGAAAAUGGUGCCAGUGAAUCACAGAAAUGGCGAGUGUGCCGGGAAACUCUGAAUCCGACGCUCCAACCAUUGCCCCACGCUGCUCCUUCUUGCCGGAGUGCAGAGAGCCGCUUAAAGGUUCUGCCAGCACCACCACUGCUCCUUUUUGUCGCCUGCAUGCCUGUGGGGAGGGGGCUCCCUCUGUCUCUUGAAAAUUGUUUGUUAAAAAUAUUCCAUUAAAUUCAAAACCGAAAAUGUCGUCUUAUUAGAAGGUGUCGAUGAAGUGAAGGCACUCUCUUUAAGCAUCUCAUCGCUCCCAAUUGAUUUCUCCUUCUAAACUCUGCAGCUUAAGAAAACUUAUCUCAUUAAGAAUAGUAUACUAUAUCAAAAAAUAAAAAUAGAAAAUAGUAAAUAGGAUCAAGAAUGCAUGGCAAUAGCUCCAAAAGAAAUUCUUCAGCUGAUGAGGUCUUCCGGAAAAUAUUUUUCUUUUAGAAAUAAAUCCUUAAAAAUGAAACAAAAAAACCUGCAUCUAAUAUUACAGAUGCAACGUGAUUGUUCUUAAAUUCCCCAUAUCAAAACGAAUGAUAGUGGAAAUCUUAUUAAUAAUCAGUAUAAACCAAAUAUUUUUGGCACUGUUCUCCUGUGGCUGGAACUAUACUUUUUUUGUUUUAGCUUUUGGAGUUUUUAUUUUUAUUUUUAUGGAGCUUUUGAGCAACCAUAAAGCAUAUUUACUUGUGGGGAGUUGCGUUGCAGGGGGUUGGACUAGAUGGCCCUUGCGUUCCCCUUCCAACUCUGCAAUUCUACGAUUCUAUCCCGUACGUACUGAUGUCAUCACUUCAAUCUGCAGACUUUGCCCUUCUUCAGGAGUCAUGCAAUGAUCAUUCCAUGUUUAUACGGAGUUUUUUCUUAAGUGUGGCCUGUCCUUUGGAACUCACUGCUGAUUGACCCCAUCUCCAUUUAGACUUUUGUGGGAAAUGUUUCUAUUUCAGCGGAGUCUAUCCAAACAUGUGAUUUGGUUACAUCUGUUUUUCAAUUUGUUUCAAAUGUUUUGUUUUUUUAACAGUUUUUUAAACAUUUCAGUUAUUUUAUUUUAUUGUUAUUCUUUCUUUUUUUAUCACUGCCCUAUCAUUAGGUGUGUUUGCCAUCCUGGGCUCUUUUUGGGAGAUAGGAUAAAUAAACAGAUAGACAGAUAUUUUUAAAAUAACUUAUGAAUAACAUAAGAAGCAUCGGACGUUAAGGGACCAGGAUAGGAAAUAUACAAGAACACAACACAAAAGUUCUUUUCCUUCAAUGACAAUAAGGCAAAAGAACUAUGGGGUUGAAUAUUUUCUUGGAAUUUAUCGUUCUACAACAUCAGAAAAAUACUCCAUCGCUCUCUAAACUUGUUUGGCUGUUGAUCUUCCGACCUGUUUUCGUAGUAUGUCAAUUUAGGUAGCUGUAGUCUGUAUUUUUUUUUUGAAAAACCAAAUAAUUUGGUGCCAUGUUCUCCACUCCUAAAGCUGGUCACACUACAGAUCCCAGCAGCAAUGAUAAGAAGGAUAACCAUUUCCAAAACAUCACCAAGGAUUAAACCUUUUAGAUAAACAUAUUUGGGUUUCGUGGCAAUUUGGGGGUCAAAAUUCAAGGUUCACCCAGAAACACAAUUGGUUGUUCCCUGCCAUAGAACAUAUUGACACACAAUCUAAUAUUAUGCGAAUUGACACCCCUUCUGGCUUGUGGAUUCUUUAAUCCAGGGAUGGAGAAAUUUGGGGGAACCUUCAGAAGCUGUUGGACUUCAAUGCCCAUCACCCCCAGCCAGCACACCCAGUGGUCAGGGAUGAUGGGAGUUGGAGUCCCACACUCUCUGGGAGGGCCACAGGUUCCCUGAUUUGAUCUACCCUCCCGAUUCUCACAUUCCUCCGCACUCAGUGCAAGGGGUGUGCAUUGCGUACAUCCUCCUCUUGCCGUUGCCUUUUAGACAAACACGUUUACUCAGACACGGCUAUAGCCGUAUUAUACAGAGGCCCAGGCCAUUGGCCCAUCUAUCUCAGUGUUGUCUACACUGACUGGCAGCAGCUAGUCAGGACUUCAGCCGGGGGACUCUCCGAACCCCCCCCGAGAUGCUGGGGAUUGAACCCGGAACUUCUACAUGCAGGGCAGAUGCUCAGCCACUGAGCUACAACCCUUCUUCUGUCUUCCUGCCAUCCAAAUACAGUGGUACCUUGGGUUAAGAACUUAAUUCAUUCCGGAGGUCCGUACUUAACCUGAAACUGUUCUUAACCUGAAGCACCACUUUAGCUAAUGGGGCCUCCUCCUGCUGCUGCUGCUGCUGUUCUCAUCCUGAAGCAAAGUUCUUAACCCGAGGUACUAUUUCUGGGUUAGUGGAGUCUGUAACCUGAAGCGUCUGUAACCUGAAGCAUCUGUAACCCGAGGUACCACUGUACAUCUUUUUAACGGCAGCCCUGUCCCCAGGACUUUGACCACCUCAUCCUCUUAAAUUCCCUCCCCCCCCCAACUACACAGCAAAAAUCUUCCACUAUUAUUAUUUUUUAAAAAUAAACCCACCCCAAUCUCUUGCUUACCCUUAUCUAGGGAUUGGGGUGGGGUGGGGAAUCUGAUUCAGCUUGCAUUUAGCAGGCGGUCCUUCCUAAUUUCUGAAACAAUAAACGAACCGGAGAACAGCCAUCCUUUGGGAUUUGCACAUCUCCAAAUUCUGCAGCUGUAUGUCCUCCAGGCAUGCGACGCGUACGAAAGCACACAUAUUAGGGUAACGUGUGCGUAUAAAUCCAUACAUUAAUGAAAACGACAUAUAGAAAACAAGACUGUAGGUUGAAAGGCAUGGCAUAAAUAAAUAAAUGCUCUAGAGACAGUUGCUUGCACAAAUGUGUACAUUAAGGCGUUGCAGAAAUGUGCACACUGAGAGAAAAUUCACACGAAAAUGCUGGUGAAUUUUCCCCUCCCUCCCCCAGUGCAAACUGAUGUGGAAAUGUGGAAAACCUAAGAUUUGUGGGGGGUGGGACAAGAUCCUGCAUUUGACUUAUUUGCUCUCCUUAAUACUGUGUUUUUAUAUCGUUUUCUUUCAAGGUCUAGGUUGGUGACCUCAGGAAUCUCGCCCUCCUCUCCCUGCCCUGCCCUCUCCUGUCCCCCGGGCAUAUUUUGGGGUAUUUGGUGGCCAGUGAAGGAAGCAGAGGUGGUUAGGAAGCUGGGAGAGGAGGUUGGGGUAGGAAGCGAAGGGACCCAGGGCCAUGGAAUGUUCUCCUGUUCCGAACGGAGGAGAACGCAGCGUGCAAGUGUCGCUAGGCAACCCACUACAGGCGCCUGUAGCGCACGGUGUGCCUUUGACAGGUGACGAGUGCCGGUUCAGUCGUGGCUGUCAGAGGAACGGAAAAGGGAAGAGGGAGACCUUAGUGAAGCAGGGAGGCGUUCUCUCUCCUCGGCCCAUAGGUGUGCAGGGAACACUGUUGGCCAGAGCUUAGGACAUCAGCAGGACUGUGGAAAACCACUGCAAAGGGGAAUGGCCUAUUCAGAUGGUCCCUCCAGACUGGCGGUGGGUUAUGUGUGUGUAUUCUGCAACAAUGCAAUUGGCAUACUCAUAAUGCAAUAGGGGAGCCAGUGUGGUGUAGUGGUUAAGAGUCUCGUAAUCUGGUGAACCGGGUUCGCGUCUCUGCUCCUCCACAUGCAGCUGCUGGGUGACCUUGGGCUAGUCACACUUCUCUGAAAUCGCUCAGCCCCACUCACCUGACAGAGUGUUUGUUGUGGGGGAGGAAGGGAAAGGAGAAUGUUAGCCACUUUGAGACUCCUUUGGGUAGUGAUAAAGCGGAUAACAAAUCCAAACUCUUCUUCUUCUUCCUCUUCUAGGGGAGGAUUUUUGCAGAUUGUUCCAUUUUAUUGAUGGUGUUUAUAUCGCUACUCUCUCCCCCCCCCAAAGGAGCUCAAGGUGGCGUAAGUGGUUCUCCCCCUCCUAGUUUGAUCCACACAACGACCCUGUGAGGUAGGUUAGGCUGAGAGGCAGUGACUGGCCCAAGGCCACACUGGUGAACGUUGUGGAUUUGAACCUUGGUCUCUCCCAGCUGCUAGACCGACACUCUAUCCCAGGGGUCAGCAACCUUUUUCAGCCGUGGGCUGGUCCACCGUCCCUCAGACCAUGCAGUGGGCUGGACUAUAUUUUGGAGGGAAAAAAUGAACAAAUUCCUAUGCCCCACAAAUAACCCAGAGAUGCAUUUUAAAUAAAAGCACACAUCCUACUUAUGUAAAAACACGCUGAUUCCCGGACCGUCUGCGGGCCAGAUUUAGAAGGCAGUUGGGCCACAUCCGGUCCACGGGCCUUAAGUUGCCUACCCCUGCUCUAUCCACUAUGCAGCCAUUGGAGUUGUUCUGCGGUGCUUCCCGCAAUGUUAAUUGCAUUGCAUCGGGCUGGACUAGGGGUCCCUUCCAACUCUACGGUUCUAUGAUUACCAUCUGGAGGGAGCUCUCUUGCACUGCAGUGCAACGGAAGCAGGAUAAAAUAACAGCAGCAGCACCCCCAGAACAUUUUGACUGCCUAAGGACUAGCGCUCAGAUAGUUAUUUGUGUGUUUCAUCUUAAAAAUUGCAUAUUACAUUUGAUUGGAAGAAGAAGAAGAAACUUCAAAGCAGUUUACAAAAAGGAUACAGAACAAAUAUAUAUAAAUUCAAUAAACAAACAAUAAUUAUAAUACCAAUGAAAUCACCAAUGAAAACAACCGUUUGAACAUUCCAAAGAUAAUGGAAAUCAACGAUAAGAUAAGAACCAGAUUAAAUUACAUGCGACGUUCUAUAUACCUAGGUAAAUGGACCCCUGACCAUUAGGUCCAGUCGUGGCCGACUCUGAGGUUGCGGCGCUCAUCUCGCUUUUUUGGCCGAGGGAGCCGGCGUACAGCUUCCGGGUCAUGUGGCCAGCAUGACUAAGCCGCUUCUGGCGAACAGAGCAGCGCACAGAAACGCCGUUUACCUUCCCACCGGAGUGGUACCUAUUUAUCUACUUGCACUUUGACGUGCUUUCGAACUGCUAGGUUGGCAGGAGCAGGGACCGAGCAACGGGAGCUCACCCCGUCGCGGGGAUUCGAACCGCCAACCUUCUGAUCGGCAAGUCCUAGGCUCUGUGGUUUAACCCACAGCGCCACCCAUGCCCCUUAUAUGCCUAGGUAGGCUUGCCUUAAAAAAAUGCCUUUGGCAGAGUCCGAAAGCAGUACAACGAAGGUGCCUUUCUAAAUGUCAAUAGGCAGGGAGUUCCAAAGUGUUGGGUGCUGCCACACGAGAAGCCAAUCUAGGCAGCACCUGUAACAGGGCUAGUUCUUCAGAGUGGGCAUAUAAGGCGUAAAGGGGUUUAUAUGUUUGGGUAAGGCAAAUUGAGUUAGCAAUUGGUAUGUAUAUAUGAGAGUUAGUUAAAGCUUCCUGGCUGAACGCUGUUGUGGAUGCUCAGGGCUGCCAUCAAGGAGGGUAUAGGUGAGGGAGGCACUUGUACUGGGCCUGGUCUCUGGAGAGUCCUGGCACCAGCACCACAACACAGCUGCCCCACUUACUUGCAAAUUGCAUUAGCUGACCCAGCAGGAGGAAUCCAUUUAACGCAUCCGGCAGCUGCAAGGACAAGUUUCAGAGCGAGGCGAAGCAGCCCUUGAAGGAGCUCAGGAGAGUCCCUCUCGGCCCAAACCCAACCCUCUCCACUCCAGAGAAAGAUGGCAGGCCAGGCUUGUUCUCAGGAGGGGCCACUCUGCCCCACGGCUGCUUCCCCACUUAGUUGUGAGCUGCACGAGGCAAGCAUGUCAAUUCAGCUACAGUUAAGGAAGAGAGUUGGUUUGUGCACCUUUGUGUAUGUGAGCAGGAAAAUCUGUAUCAUCAUCCUCUAUACAGCCACAUUUGUUUGCAUGUGGUAUAAUUUGUGUGUGUAUGUGGGGGUGUUCAACAAAGUUUUAUCCAGAGUAGACCUAUUAAAGUUAAUGGACCUACGUUAGCAGUGCCAGAUUACCAAACAGACAGAGUAGGCACCGGCCUAUGGGACUCCCGCCUUUUAGAGGCCCCGCCACAAUGGAUCAAAAUAAUACUGAUUUGAUCUUGAAAGAAAAUAAAAAAUGUACAGUGGUACCUCAGGUUACAUACGCUUCAGGCUACAUACGCUUCAGGUUACAGACUCCGCUAACCCAGAAAUAGUGCUUCAGGUUAAGAACUUUGCUUCAGGAUGAGAACAGAAAUCAGGCUUUGGCGGCGCGACAGCAGCAGGAGGCCCCAUUAGCUAAAGUGGUGCUUCAGGUUAAGAACAGUUUCAGGUUAAGAAUGGACCUCCGGAACAAAUUAAGUACUUAACCUGAGGUACCACUGUAUUAGGAGAUAAUUUGCAAAGGGCCCCCCGAGAUUUCAUCUGUCUAGGGGCCUCCUCAGGGUUUAAUCUGGCACUGUACAUUAGCCAUCUCCAUUACUUUCAACAGGUCUACUCUGGGUAGGACUAACAUUGGAUACAACCCGAAUUCCCCCGCUAGUUAUAGGAAAGAGCAUAGGCUGUGACUUUAUACCAAGCUGGACGAUCCAUACCUGUAGCUUAAUAUUGUCCAGUUUGCACCUAUCACUAAACCAUGGUUAAUGUAAACCAUGGUUAAAGGUGAGGCAUCUGGCAGACGAUUAACUAAACUUUGGUUCAUUGUGUCACAGAAUAGUUUAAAAACGACAACAACCAAGCCUUGAGAGAGGUCUGAACUUUUGCCUCCCUUUUCUCACAGCUCUGUAGAUUUUGGGCACUGAUGGCUCCUUAGCCAUAGUUAAAGAGGUCAAGGUCUGUGAUCCCACGUAUUGCUAAGCCAUGGUUAACCUUAAGUAUGGUUGAUAAGCCAACUAGAAAACCUCGGUUAACAAGCUGCUUUUAACCAUAAUUAAUGAACCUUAGUUAAGAUGGUGGGCUGGGUUCACACAGAACAAUAAGCCAUGGUUUCAUAAAUCACAGUUUAAUAAACCAUGGUUUAGCAUUCUCCAGGGUACUUUUUCCAGGGUACUACUUUCUUGAGCCUACUGGAGAUGCUUGGGAUUGGGCAGGUGGUCUCCCGCUGAGCUACAGCUCCUUCAAGAAGACGGAGCUCACACAGGCAGCCCUCUCCCCAGGUUUUCAUGUAGCCCUCAUUCCAUGUAUAAAUGUUUGAUUCCAUUGCCAGUGUUGGCUGGCGACCAUUGGAACCUGUAGGGCAAAAUGCAGGGAGCCCAACAGCAGGUGGCGCCAGAGCCAAUGACAGGCAGAGCCGGCUAAUUCUAGUUUUAUCCCCAUCCUCCUCCUCUUUAAGUUAUUAAAAAUAACCUAAAAGCUUUUGCUGGGCUCCUUUGCCCAGACUGCCAGGAGAACUCUCAAGGGGGCUGUCAUAAUUAACAGUUCAACACUGAGAUUAUGGAGGAGGAAGCUGACCAGCUGGGCCAACUCCUUAAAGUAAGUAAGUAAGAAGGCAGGCAGGUAGAGGCUGGCUGAGACCCCAAAUGGGCCACUCUCCAAAGCACACAAUGCCUUUACAAAGGAUCAGAAGGCAAAUCCCUGCUCCUGAGGAGCUUACAAUCAAAAAUCUGAUGACAACAGAGGGGAAAGGACGUGCAUUUCUAUUUAUGUGGACUCUGGCAGAGUUCCAAGUGGAAGACUAAGCGGUUGGCCGUGCCAAACAUUUCAAAGAACAAUAAUGAAUUUUUAAGAGUGGUAAAUGACGGAUUAAUGCAAUGUGUGGUGUUGGGACCCUGUUCCCGUUCUCCAACCACUGGAACUCAUUGUUCAGCAAGCCCUCUGGCUUCUGAGAGCACUGAUAAUGCAGGCUGACGUCUUCAGUGUUACCUAGCGUUUUUUAAAUUCAGAUUCUCAAGAAGCUAAUAGCUGUCUUGACUUUGUAUACUCCCCCCCCCCUUUCUAAAAGCCCUCUAAAGCUAAGGCCGCCAUACAUCUAGAAUUCCCUGGACAUAACUGAGAUUUUAAAGGCGGAAUUGACAUCCGGGGGGGGGGGGGUUUCGAAAGGCUGCCUUUUGCCCUAAAAUUGCAUUUUUUUAGCUCAACAACUUUUGGGGUGUCCUGGUUUUUACUUUUUGACAUACGGCAACCCUGUCUUAAGCUAGCAGCCACCAGCAGCUUGCCUCUUGUGGCAAUGAGUCCCAGGGGAUGUUGCAAUUGCGUAAGAACCUCAGCUCUCAGGGUGCUUUUUCUGUGGUGGGCAGAGACCCUCGAUCGAAAGGCUCUGCCGCUCAGCUGGUGCUGAUGGGGAGGAGACACCUAGCCCUGUGGGCGGCUUCGGCACAUGCCAACCGAGGCCUGGGGGCUCUGAGCCAACAUCCUCCCCCCCCCCCACUUCCCCAUCCCCGCUCUGGAGACUUUGUCACUCUGAAGAUCUGGGAUGACUCACCCGGUUUGGCUGCUUGCUGUAGGCCUCCUUGUUCCUGAGAAGCUGCUUUGGGUAGGAGACCAUAUGGCGCUGAAGAGAGGAAUGGAGGCACCAGGGGUCGGCACGUUAAGGGAACCUUCUGGGUAAUUAAAUCCGCCCCCUGAGCUCUGUGAAAGAGGCAUGACGUCUGGAAAUUUCCUCCGAGAUGCUGGAAAAGAAACAUCGGAGCAGAGGAUCUUGUGAUUUUGAAGGCCGGGGGAGUUACGCAUAGUGGGAAGCGAGGGGUGAACUGGGCAACCAGAGAAUCCUAGGUUAUGGCAGCACAGAUCAGAAUGAGGCCUUCGGAUGGAAAGAAAAAACUGACCUCUUUCUCGGAGUUUGAUUAAGACCUUUAGAGGCCCUAAGCACUGAUGAGAUUAUGGUCCGUCCCCCCCAACCCAGAUAUAAUUCAACCAAUGCUAAACCAUAAAACAACCUUUUUUUGUGAUGAAGCGAUAUGAAACUUACAGGCAUUCCCAAAUUGAAAUACAGUGGUACCUCUGGUUACAAACUUAAUUCCUUCUGGAGGUCUGUUCUUAACCUGAAACCGUUCUUAACCUGAGGUACCACUUCAGCUAAUGGGGCCUCUCGCUGCCACCGCGCUCAUCCUGAGGUGAAGUUCUUAACCUGAAGUACUACUUCCAGGUUAGCAGAGUCUGUAACCCGAAGUGAUUGUAAUCUGAGGUACCACUGUAACUCCUUUCUCAGUUUUCUGACUGCAAAAUUCUAAAUAAGUUUGAAGCUGACUCAAAGAAGCCCGUCUGCUUCAUGCGAAGGAGGGACAGUGAAUCAAGUGUGUCCUGGCACUUUGUUCUCCUCUGAGGGUUUUUCAUAUAUGAAUAUUGAUAGCUAGGUAAAGAUAUAUAAUUAGAAUCAGUUGGAAUAUAAUUAGUUGGAAGGGACUACAAGGGUCAUGUAGUCCAAUUCGCUGCAAUGCAGGAAUAUUUUGCCUAACGGGCUCAGGCCCACGGCCCUGAGAUUAAGAGACUUCUGCUCUUCUGGCUGAGCUAAGGGCAUGGUGCGACUGGACCUAAGGUUAGGGUCCCUUUACCUUUACCUUUGGACCACUAUGGCUGGGGGCCUCCUCUUCCCAGGCCCCUGUGGGGCAGUGUGAGGAGGCAGCUCUCUUUGGGGUGGGGUGGGGGGCAGCUCAGAGACUAUGGAUGGUAGCAGUGACUGCCCAGAGGACAUCCAGGGAGAGGAGGCUGAGGAAACUCUCCACAAGGGAAGGGGGUUCGAAAAAGGGCGAGAGGUUGCCAGCUCUGCAGGCAAGGGGUGUCAUAACUGGGCUCUGAGCCCCACAGGGGUGCCGCAGCAAAAAUGUAGUUGGUUGAGGGAGCCGUGGACUCAAAAAGGUUGAAAAUCUCUGUCCUAGUUUAGGUGGGAAUAAGUACAGUGGUACCUUGGGUUAAGAACUUAAUUCGUUCUGGAGGUCUGUUCUUAACCUGAAACUGUUCUUAACCUGAGGUACCACUUUAGCUAAUGGGGCCUCCCGCUGCUGCUGCGCCGCCGCCACAUGAUUUCUGUUCUCAUCCUGAAGCAAAGUUCUUAACCCAAGGUACUAUUUCUGGGUUAGCGGAGUCUGUAACCUGAAGCGUCUAUAACCCGAGGUACCACUGUAAUUUUUAAAAAGCAGGAAAAUGGGGAAGAGUGCAGAGUGUAAGGAAGUCUGGAAAUUUGAGAGACGCAAUUUAAUGUUAUUUAUUUUUUAAUUAAAAGAAUGGUGCUGAUUAAAAACAAGACCACAGCUAUUUUAUCUGUAGAAAACAAUGUGCAAGUCAUAUAUGCAUCUUAUUGACUAUUGACGUUUCCCUAUAGGUACAUGCUGGACGUGAAAAUUACAAAUGUGCUGUUAAUGUGUGACAAUCUACCUGUGGGUUGCUUGUUCAAGUGUUGAUAUUUGUAUGAGCUAUUCUUAAACUUUUUUUAUUUUCUUUUUUACUGAAUCUCCACCCAGCCCCCUAUAAGAGUUGUGAACAAUUGUGCAGAAAAACACAGUCAUUAGAAAGUAAUAAAUAGAAAUUUCCAAAACAACUACAGUGUGUGGUGUGUGAUUAUGGACGCAGAUUUUAACAGAGUGCUUUUUAGAGGCGAGAUUAACACGGUCACAUCGGAAGCCUCCACCCUUUGAUCUGGCCCUAGCUGAUUCAUGUGUGCUUCAGAGUUUGCAAAUGACUGAGUAGAAACUAAUCUGUCUUUGAUGAGGGUGGGGAGUUGCAUUGGUGGACUUUUGGAUUUCAAAUUUCAAUGGCGUCCUAUGUGAUACCAAAAUUUGGUGCUCCCGCACCUCUUGCCUUCCGUUCUACAUCACUGCUGCAGCAUCCUCUCGGCUCAGCAACCCAUGCAGGCGAACAGGUCGUGCUCCCCUAAAUCUCCCUUUCAUCUUUUUCCAUCUGGGGACUGGAUCCCACUUCUGGGCCACUUUCCUGGGGCCAAAAGCUAGUGAUGGAAAGAGUCAGAGAAAAAGCAGGCGGAGCAACGGAAGCAAAUUUCCCCUUUGGCUGAUAACAACAAUGACAUCAACAACAUCAUCAUCAACAACAACAAUAACAACAUUUCUAUACCACCCUUCAUCCGAGGAUCACUGGGCAGUUUACAAUAUAAAAAGACAAAAAUGCACAACAUAGUAACAAACAAAAACAGUAACACCGCCCCCCCAGUAUAAAAGCCCAUAGAAUGUUUAAGUAGCCAAAGGUCUGGGAGAAGAGUAUAUGUAACGAAGGUGCCAGGUGAGCCUCCCUGGGGAGAACAUUCCUCAAGCAGGGAGCCACUGCAGAAAAGGCCCCGUUCUCGUGUUGCCACCCUCUCGCAGAGGCUAGUUUCUGCGCACAUGCACACACUGCCCCUUCUGUCCUCCAUUCAAGCAAGCAAGAGGCAUGAUCAGAGUUGAAGGACACAUUCCAGCCAGGCAAAAAACACCCGAGGGUGAAAAGCAAGACCGGACAGGGGUUGUGGCCUGGAGAGAGUCCCAAGGGCCUGAUAGAAAGGUCUAGAGGGCCACGUUUAGGCCACACCCCUGGUCUAUGACACAGAUGUUAAUGUUACCUUAUUAAUUAUAUAUUUAUUUAACAAAAUUUGCAGCCCGCUUUAUCUGUAAAUAAUAAAAUGUUUAAGCAGUUUGCAAAGAAUGUAACAUCCGUAUUAAAAUUGUUAGUAAAAAAAAAGUGAUGUUAAAAACAAGUUGAUUUUUAAAACAAUGAUAAUGUUAUGGGCAUUUCAGGUUCAUGCACAUUUCUUGCAGCUGAAUGUCCAGGUGGCCGUUGUGGUUGUUUUUAAAAUGUAACAUCCAAAAUGCAACUAUUUAUUAUCUACCUUUCUGUAUUGCUCAGGAGGCAAUGGGCGGUUCACAAGCUCAUAAAACUUAUUUAUUAAUGUAUUUAUUUCACGUGAUUUAUCUACCGCUUGGUUGCAGUAAAACCUCAAAGCAGUUUACCAGAAGAAUAAAACAAUAAAAUCAUCAGUAAAAAACAUUUGUCUAACACAUUCAAAUAAUAAUGUCAGUUAACGAUAAGCUAAAAUCCAGAUUUAAAGCACAUCAGUUUUCUACAAGUCUGGAGAGGGCUGCAAGCACUGAAUAGAGUACAGCAAAGGUGCCUGCCUCUUGUCAAUAGGCCGGGAGUUCCGAAGUUUUGGGUGCUGCCACGCUAGAAAAGAUGGAAUUCUUAUCAAUGCAGAACAAGUAUUUUGCAGCACCUGGAGCAGUGCUAAUUCCGCAAAAUGCCAGAGAUGAAGAAUAAAAAUAAAUAAAGAGAGUGAAAUCUGUGGCAGAUGAAUGCAUCUGGAGUAUAAAGCCACUGGCAAGUGCAAAACUGUAAAAAAAGCGCCACAUUUGUUUUAUUUUCAAAAGAGAAGGACUGAGCAGGUUCCCAGCCUCCAGAUGUGUAACUGCUGGGAGCUGCGUCCUUCCUUCUUUGCUCCUCCAUCUCCUCUUUUCCCUCGUAUUGAAAAACUCCCUUGCGCAAGGAAACAGCGGAAGAAAAGCAGAGCCCUGGAUAGAAGCGAAGCCAUUCAAUAAACGACAGGAACGUAUCCUUGAUUUACAUAAACACCUGCGUUGGUGCUUGCUGAUGCUACAGUUUGAUGUUUGCAUCUCAUGGCUUGACAGGUCCUCUCAAUAAUCUCUCUCUCUCUCACCCCCCCCCCCCCCCCGUUUAGAUAAUUGCCUUUGACGAAUUGCACAUGGACUUCAAGAACCCCAUCGACCAGGGCAACCCAGCCAGGGCAGUAAGUCUAUACAUGUCGUGUCAGAGGUGUCUCUGUGUCCCAUUCAUUCGCCUUUCCCUGCCUCCAGUCCCAUCCUUCGGCAGUCUUCCUCUUUCCCUUGUUGUGCAGACCCAGACCUGGUUUACAUUCAGAAACCAGCGAAAUGCAAGGCAUUGUGAUGGGCAGGAAGCAUCUGCAGGGGAAGCAGGGGGCGGUGCCUCUCUAGGAGUGUGCUUUCCGGCAUCUCAGUGGUAAAGCUUGGCAUUCAGAAGGUCCCAAGCUUACUCGUCGCUCUCUCUACUUCAAAUUUAUUGUGAUUUAUUUUCACUUUUUAUAUCCCACCUUCCCUCCACGGACCUCAGGAUGGCGUACUCACUUUCUCUGUGUUAUCCUCACAGCCACCUUGUGAGCUUUGUGGUUGAACGGAGGAUUCGAACGCAGGUUCUAAGAGACUGAAGAAAAAGGUUGCAAUUUGGGGUUUUAAACUGUGGGGGUAGGACAAGACUGUCUUUCAUUUGAAGCAACAGAUGAAGAUACAGGGAGGAGCCUGGAAUAUCCUCUGAGGGAAAUAAUCGCACACAGAGUACAGAGAGUCACAUGUGUUGUCCUGCCCACUUUCCUCACUGGCUAUGGCUGCCAUUGCCAUGUGGCCCCUAGUCUGGAUGUCCCCGAGGGGAAUCUGGGACCUUUUGCGGUUAGGAAAGUGACAGGGGAAAGUGUUGUGUAAUGAUUAGAGCAUUGGGAGAGACAGUGGUUCAGAUCCCCUCUCAUUCAUGAAACCGCACAGGGUGGUUGUGAGGACAAUAAGUGAAAGUAGAUAAGAGUCAUGGGAAAUAAAUGUAAUAAAUGAGUAAAAGCAAAUCCACUGGAAAGUUUGGGGACGAGUGGAGGCAGUAGGAUAGCCAUCUUUGAAUACCUGGAGGGCUACCUCAUAGAAAGGAAGCAAGCUUGCUUUUCUGCUGCCCUGGAGGUAAAGGUAAAGGGACCCCUGACCGUUAGGUCCAGUCGUGGCCGACUCUGGGGUUGCGCCGCUCAUCUCGCUUUAUUGGCUGAGGGAGCCAGCGUACAGCUUCCAGGUCAUGUGGCCAGCAUGACUAAGCCGCUUCUGGCGAACCAGAGCAGCGCACGGAAACACCGUUUACCUUCCUGCCAGAGAAGGUACCUAUUGAUCUACUUGUACUUUGACGUGCUUUCGAACUGCUAGGUUGGCAGGAGCAGGGACCGAGCAAUGGGAGCUCACCCCAUCGCGGGGAUUCAAACCGCUGACCUUCUGAUCAGCAAGUCCUAGGCUCUGUGGUUUAACCCACAGCGCCACCCGCAUCCCACUGCCCCAGAGGGGAGGAUUCAAAUUGCAGGAAAGGAGAUUCUGACUAAACGUUAGCAAGAACUUUCUGAUGGUAUGAGUUCUAAGGCAGUGGAACGGACUCCCCAGGAGGCAGAAACCUUGAUUGGAGGUUUCUGAGCAGAGGUUGGACGGCCACCGCCAGGGGUCCUUUAGCUGUGAUUUCUGUAUUGCAGGGGACUAGACAACUGAUCCUUGGGUCCUUUCCCACCUUAUAGUUCUAUGAUUCUGUAUCUUGGUGGAUGGAUAGGAAAGCUGAGAUGCCUGGAAAAGGCCCCAGAUUCAGCCCCUGGCAUCUCCUAGCAGGGCUGGGGGAGACCAGCCAUCUGCCAUGGAUGCUUUAGUUUAGAUUUCUGCAUUGGGGGGGGUUGGACUAGAUUGCCCUCUAGGGUCCCUCCCAACCCUGCAAUUCUAUGAUUCUAUGACCUCCUGUCUGAAACGCUCAAAUAAAUAAUAGGAAAGGCCACCGUGAAGCAAAAAAUAGCAGCUGUGCAGUUUAAAGCAUCAUCAAAUCACCUCCUCCCCGCAAGGAUAUAUUUGUUUGAUAACCCCCACCCUCCAAUCUGGGUCUGUAGGGUGAACUCUCAGAGCAGAGACAUUGGACCCUCCGGAGAAGGAGGCAGCGGAGGGGGAAGAUGGGGUGGGUGGGUGGUGAGGAAAGAGCUGUUUUUGAAAGCAGGCAGGGCUGUUGUACUGCAAUUGGGAGGAUAAAAGGUGGCUUUCAUCCGCCGCUGAAAGAGCACAAAGGAAUGGCAGGAGUCGGGAACAUUCAGCCAUAGGAAACCCUUUGAAAUCCCGCCCUGAAAGUGUCGCUCAGCAGCCUCCCCGCAGAAGCAGGGGGAAGCCGCUGCCCCCUCCCCAGCGCUGCGCUGCCUCCCCCGCUCGCGCUGCCGCAGACAGGCUGGCGGAUGUGCCGGCGCUGUUCAUUCAGAGAUAAAUAUCAGAAGAGGGAAGAUAUCAGGAGGUUCUCAGACCAAAGGCCCGUCCAGUCUAGGAUCUCGCGUCCCCCAACCAGAUGUGGAUGGGAGUCGGACAAGCAGGACAUUGGCAUGGCAGCAACAAAUCUGGCUCCAUCUGCACUCUCCAUCUAAAGUAGCGUCACACCACUUUAAACAGCCCCAGAGGAUUCUGGGAAGUGUUGUUUGUCAAAGGUGCUGAGAGUUGUUAGGAGCAGACGCUUCCUCCCCUCGCAGAGCUACAGUUCCCAGAGUCCCCUGGGAAAAGGGCUUAGUUUUUAAACCACUGUGGAAUACAAUGGUACCUCAGGUUACAUACGCUUCAGGUUACAUACGCUUCAGGUUACAGACUCUGCUAACCCAGAAAUAGUACCUCGGGUUAAGAACUUUGCUUCAGGAUGAGUGCAGAUAUCGUGCUCUGGCGGCGCGGCAGCAGCAGGAGGCCCCAUUAGCUAAAGUGGUGCUUCAGGUUAAGAACAGUUUCAGGUUAAGAACGGACCUCCGGAACGAAUCAAGUACUUAACCUGAGGUACCACUGUAUAUAGCUCUGUGUGAGGGGAACAGGGGUCUCCUAACUACUCUCAGCAGCUUUAAAAGUCAUGUUUCCCCCCAGAGGAUGCUGGGAACUGUAGUUCGCGAAGAGUGUGGUUAGGAGGCCCCUGUUCCCCUCACAGAGCUACACAUUCCACAGUGGUUUGAAAAUGAAGCCUUCUUCCCAGGGAACUCUGGUAGUUGUAGCUCUGUGGGGUGAAUUGGGCCCUCCCAACAACUCUCAGCGUGCUUCAGCUCCCAUAAUUCUUUGGGGGAAGCCAUGAUUGUUCUAGUGUUAUGGUGCUUUUUAAAAUGUAUAGUGCCGGUGGAGGUACAGUGGUGGGAAACUCUUUAAAAAAUAAAUGAAUGAAUCUUUCUUCCAUGGGAACUCUGGGAAACGUGCCUACUGUACAAAAGUAAAAAUUAUAUCCAUUGCUUCACCUAAUUGCUUUUUGCCUCUGGCCCCGACCACAAUUGGCAUGUGGCCCCCAGAAUGUUGCAGUGCGGCCCAUGGGGCUGAAAACCAUUCCCCAAGUCUGACUUAACCUUUUCAGAAUGGGAGCUUUGCACACGUCAAACUCCUGUGCGACUCUCUGCGAGGACAGGAUAGUACGAUUGUCCUACGAAAGAGGGCGAUAGAGUUCUCUAUUGUCAGACUCCAGCUCCCAUCAGCCCCAGCCAUGGGCAUAGCCAAGGGAGGGCAGGGGGGCAGCAAUGGCGGAGCUUCGCACUCCAGCCCCGGGGGAGGGGCAGAGAGCAGGCAGGGGCAGGGCUGGCACGCAUCCAGGGGGCGGGGGGGGGCGCUUUCUGGGGGCGGGGAUCGCCUCUCUUCCUCCACCAGUGGGGGCAGCUGCCCCUCAUCAAGUAAAACAAUAGAAAUACUUAACUAACUGACCAAUCACGUCGGUUCUGCCCCCCAACAAAAUUCCUGGCUACGCCCAUGGCCCCAGCCAGCUUUGUCCAGUGGCCUGGAAUGAUGGGAGCCGUAGUGCAACAGCAUCUGGAAGGCCACAGCCCCCGCCCCUCCCCAUCCCUGGUGCAAAGGUUCUGCAGGCCAUUUUUGGCCCUCGUUUAAUUGGCACCGACACUGGUUCCUAGCAGGCCAGGAGACGGCAUUAUAUGAGUAAAGUCCACUAUCCUCUGAGCUAUCCACUUCAUAGGAUAGUUCAAGACUCUUCAUCUUAGGGUUGUGGGUUCGAGUCCCACACUGGGCAAAAGAUUCCUGCAUAGCAGAGGGUUGGACUGAAGGAUCCUUGUGGUCCCUUCCAACUGUACAAUUCUAUGAAAUGGAGGUGCAAGAUCAAGGACAGUUUGGUAACAAAAGUGGAAGUUUUGAAGCAAGGGAAGGAACUAUUAGGUUAGCUCCUGGGCUGUCCCUGAUAACUUUCAAACACAAGAGAGAGAGAGAGAGAGCUGGCACAGUGCCAGGAAGGUGGCACGUCUUCUGGGUUGCCCCCUCCCCUCCUGCAAGUAUAAAUAGUUUUGUUUGACCUCAAUUUCUCUCCACGUGUCACAGGCUCCAGAAGAGGAACUCACGGCACAGGCCAAGGCUAAUUUCCCGUCCCCCGUCCCAUAUCUCUCUUGGGAUUCACCAUGUGGCCUAAGAGGAGGGAAAUUGGGAUUUUGGCAAGUGGGCAAAAUGGCCUCAUGGGCUAAUUUGGACAGGUGGGUGGGGACGGCCAACUGCCAAUCAUUCCUGACGUCACAAUGACACCGGGUUCAGUUUUUGUGCCUCAACUGAUUGUCGGGGCUUGGCAAGUGGGACACCCAGCCAAUAUUUUGGGAUGGGGGCCACGACCCUCACAUGUGAAUUACCUGACAUUUGGAAGGUACGCUAUUUGAGAGUUGGCUCAGCAAAGCACCCCACAAUCAGCUGUGGGGUAGGUAAAACAAUGGCUCGGCCUAGAAAGGGUUUGCUGGUACUAGCAAUGAGCUGAUCGGUGCCACCUGCAAAACCCUGCGCAAGAGGGCUUUUUGAAAAGGCCUCUGCAAGGCCCGACUAUCAGUCUCGGCAGAGCCCCUUUCAAAGCGCAAGACGGCAGGAACAGAACUGGCUGGCUAGAUCGGAAAAGGGGGUUCAGGCAGGGUUCAUGGGUCAGCGCCAAAGGGUGUCUCUGCGUGGAGCCACUGCUCUUGACCUCCCAAACGAUGCAGGUCAGGAUUUGAAGGGCUGCCGCCAGGGCUUACAAAAUAAUUACCACCAAUUAGUUAAAAAAUACAAUUUUGGGAUUAAGGGGCUGCAAACCAGAUAAGGACAGAGCGCUGGAUAAAUGCGAUUUUUGAACGGUUCAUUAUCCCUGUUCGCUGGCAGAUUUAUUCCCCACGCACCCAGAGGAUUACACAGUGUGUUGCGUUUCGAGAAAAGCAACCCGAUGGGCUGCCUGUUCACACGUCCGGUUCUGAUUGCGGUGCUGGUGCCAGGAUUAGGCCUCUGAGGGUCAGCAGCCUUGUCAGAUUCCUAUGUAGCAUGGAGAACUUUGCAUCUUUUGCUCCGGCAGUGGCGAGGAAUAAAUAGCUGGAUCCGACUCUCCUCUUCUUUUUUUUCUUUUAAAAAUGCCUGCGUUGGUUUGAAAAAAAUAUUUUGUGCAUGUUGGUCAGCCUCUCUCUGUCUCUCUGUCUCUCUCUCUCUACCUAGUUGCUUUAGGGCUUGUUGUACAGUGGUACCUUGGGAUAAGAACUUAAUUCGUUCCGGAGGUCCGUUCUUAACCUGAAACUGUUCUUAACCUGAAGCACCACUUUAGCUAAUGGGGCCUCCUGCUGCUGCCACGCCGUUGCUGUGCAAUUUCUGUUCUCAUCCUGACUCAAAGUUCUUAACCUGAGGUAAUAUUUCUGGGUUAGCGGAGUCUGUAACCUGAAGCAUCUGUAACCUGAGGUACCACUGUAUUUUGAAAGUGAAAAGGAUAGUUGUAUGUUGUUCUAAAUUCCUUUGGGAGUAAAGGCAGUGGAAAAAUAUAAUCCCUGUGGUCAGAGUGUCAGACGAGGACCUGGGAAACCAGGGUUCAGAUUCCCACUUGGCCAUGAAGCUCAUAUGGUCACCUUGGCAGCCUAGCCUACCUUACAGGGCUGUUGUGGGGAUUCAAUGAGGAGGAAAAGACCCACGUAACCCUCUUUGAGAUCCUUGGAGAAAAAAGGUGGGAUACAAAUGCGUGUUUGUGUUUGUGUUUGUGUGUGUAUACAGUGGUACCUCGGUUUAAGAACUUAAUUCCUUCUGGAGGUCCGUUCUUAACCUGAAAGGUACCACUUUAGCUAAUGGGGCCUCCCGCUGCCACCACGCUGCCGGAGCACAAUUUCUGUUCUCAUCCUGAAGCAAAGUUCUUAACCCAAGGUACUACUUCUGGGUUAGCAGAGUCUGUAACCUGAAGUGUCUGUUACCCGAGGUACCACUGUAUAUGUAUCCCCAAUCUCAGUAGACCUAGUGAAAGGAGUCUACUCUGAGUAAGACCAACAUAUAUAUAUAUAUAUAUAUAUAUGUAUGUACGUCGCUUUUUACCCCCCCCCCCAUGAACUCUAAGCAACUUGUGGAAAACAAAGAUUAAAAAUAGAUAACAAGGAAGGAUAAAACCAACCUAAAAUGGUCAUAUUAAAAGUACUCCUGGAGAUGCCGGGAAUUGAACCUGCGACCUUCUGCAUGUGAGGCAGAAGCUGUGGCGCUGAGUUAGGGCCCACCCCCUAAAAAUAAAGGAAGAUUCCCCUUCUCAUGGUUCUAGGUGGGCUGGUUUAAAAAGGAGCCCAGGAAGCUGUGUUAUACUGAGUCAGACCACUGGUCCACCUAACUCAGUUUCGUUGACACUGACUGGCAGCCGCCUGACUUGGAGAGUUCCAUGGGUUGAACCCAGGGCCUUCUGCAGGCAAAGCAGAUGUUCUGCUGCUGAACUAUGGCCGCUCCCCACAUCAGAAGGCUUUUGCAGGGCCAUCUUAGCAGAAGCACAAAAACAUUUUGGGUGGGGGGGAGACCAAAGGAAUGGGGAACAGGAAAUGACCCACGGCCCAAUAAGGACUCAUCAGCAGGUUCACUGGGUGUGGAAUGCUGACUGUUGGGGGGUGGGAAUGGAAAUGGAGGAGGAACGGAAUGGAGUAUCCAGGAAACGGGCUGAUCUGCCUGGUUAGCUGGCAUCCACAAUAGGAGGACUUUGCGCUGCAACCUCCCCCUAUACAAAUCCUUACAGAGAUAUUUAAUGUUCUCUGGUUACAUCCCUGAGGAUCCAUCGACUCUCCCCAUAUCCUCCCCCUCCUCUCUCCAUCUUACCCAGUUGCUCCCCUAGCAGUUUGACUAGUGUUAAUUUCAUUUUUUUAUUUCUAUACUUAGAGAGAGAGGUUGAAAAACAUCGAACGCAUCUGUUGCCUCUUGAGAAAGGUGAGUGCCUUUUUGCUUCUUUGUUUGCUGGUAUCUUUCACCCUCAUUUAACCUUUUCCCUUUGAGAACCGUAUGACACUCUCAUCUCCCUGACGGGCAAACCCGUCAAUUCCAGUUUCUCUCGGUUUCUCAUUUUUCUGAUGUUAAGGUCAGUCCUCCACCUUUCCACAUCAGUUUGUGAUUCCCUCCCCCCCAAAAAAAAUUUCAUGAAAAUUCACCAGAAGUUUAGUGCAAAUUUUCUUCUAAUACACACAUUUUUCAGUGCCAUUUUGCUCAAUAUAUCUAUGCUCUUGCAAGCAGUUCUCCCUAAAACAGCCCAUUUUUCUACGUUAGUUUCAUUAAUAUAUGCAUUUAUAUGCACAUGUUUUUUGCACUUUUGCCCACCGGUACUUUACAUGUUUUUGCAAAGCAUGUUUUCUAUAAUGUUUGUAUUUUCCCAAAUAUAAUGCAUUUUGUAUGUUAUUUUCACACAUACAUACACACACACACACACACACACACACACACAAAAACCUUAUCCUCAGCACCCCUUACCUUACCCUAUAAAAAGCCUUAUUCAGACUAGCAGUUUGCACGACCCACUAAGGAAGAUAAUAACACAAUAAAAUCCAAAACAAUAACAAUUAAUUGCACAGCUAUUCAAAAUGUGAUUAAAACUCUUUAGUUUAAUUAAUUCAACAAAAUGGAUGGGCUGGAUUCAGUGGUAACAGCUUUUCAAAGUCUGGUAGUCAUUCACACUAGUGCCCCUCUGCCACCCUCCCCAAAUAAUCCCGCCGCCUGCCAGAGGGCGCCCAAUUUGAGAACCACUGUUGGUAUUUUUCUACACAUUGUUAAGAGAACCUCAUGGCAAACCUUGGAGAGGUGCAAAUUUCUAAGGCUGUGUUUUGGGCCGCAAAAUAUUGGGAAGCAUUAAUUAGUGUAAUUCAACUUUAAAUGCAAACGGAGUCAAAUUUCUACCCCCACCCCUGCCACACUCUGGGAUGAUCCUCCAGAGCACCUUUAACUCUGGCACCCAAGGGUGUCAGUUGACAAGCCAAAUCAGAUGAGUAUCUAAUUGCUCCCACUUUACCGUUCUCCCCACUCUUUCUGAUGUUUUUGGUAUGUGUGCUGCUGUUUACAUAUCCCAAACUGGGAUAGCUCAGUCAGGAGAGCAUGGGACUCUUGAUCGAAGGGUCAUGGGUUUGAGCCCAACGCUGGGCAGAAGAUUCCUGCAUUGCACAGGGUCCUCGUAAAUGACCCUCGUGGUCCCAACUCUACAGGUGAAACUCGAAAAAUUAGAAUAUCGUGGAAAAGUUCAUUUAUUUCAGUAAUUCAACUUAAAAGGUGAAAUUUGGGGUUUUCGUCAGCUGUACGCCAUGAUCAUCACAAUUAUAACAAAUAAAGGCUUGACAUAUCUCGCUUUGCAUGUCAUGAGUCUAUCUCAUAUAUUGGUUUCACCUUUUAAGUUGAAUUACUGAACUAAAUGAACUUUGCCAUGAUAUUCUAAUUUUUCGAGUUUCACCUGUACAAUUCUGUGACUCUAUGAAAACUGCCCCACCCAUGCAACAAGGGGGUUAUCAGCAGACAUGUGGGAAGAACCUGGAGCUUUGCAGGAUUACAAAAAAAAAAAAAAGUUAAGAAGAAUACUCUAAAGGGGUGGUGAGCCCCCCAAAACUGUCCAGUGAGGACUGAGUAUAUUCAGUGGCUACAGAAUGCUGACUGAUGGGGGGGAGGUGGAAAAGAAAAAAAACAUGGAAGGAGAAUAGAAUGUAGUGACUAGGGAAUCUAAAAUAGGGAGGGCUCUGUACUGCAACAUUUAGAUGCCGUUCUCACUUGUCAAGACCAAGGGCACACCUACAUCCAUUUAAAGCACUGUGAUACCACAUAAUCAUAAUAAUAAUGAUAAUAAUAAUAAUAAUAAUAAUAAUGAUAAUAAUAAUAAUAAUAAUAAUAAUAAUUUAUUCAUUCAUUCAUUCAUUCCCCGCCCAUCUGGCUGGGUUUCCCCAGCCACUCUGGGCGGCUUCCAGCAAAAUAUUAAAAUACAGUAAUUCAUCAAAUAUUUAAAAGGCUUCCCUAAACAGAUGUCUUCUAAAAGUCAGAUAGUUGUUUAUCUCCUUGACAUCUGAUGGGAGGGUGUUCCACAGGGUGGGUGCCACUACCAAGAAGGCCCUCUGCCUGGUUCCCUGUAACUUGUCUUCUUGCAGUGAGGGAACCGCCAGAAGGCCCUUGGCGCUGGACCUCAGUGUCUGGGCAGAAUGAUGAGGGUGGAGAUGCUCCUUUAAGAGUCAUACCCUCCUCACAAAGAACCCCGGGAACUGUUGCUUGUUAAGGCUGCUGAGAGUUAUUAGGACACCCUUCCUAGAGCUACGAUUCCCAUAGUGGUUUAACAACCCACCCAUCUUUCCAGAAGAGCUGUAGCAAAAUAAGGGCGACUGGGUGCCCUACUUUCCAGUUCUAUGUUCGAAGGACUUCUCUGCUUGAAGGUCUUUAGGGUCUAAAUCUGGUGGGCAGGGUGGGGGCAAUUGGCCCACAGGCUCGGGAAGAUGGGAGUUGUAGUUCCAACAACAUUUGUGGGACACCAGGUUUUGGGGGAGGCUGUUUUUAAUAGGUUUUUUCCUUUUAUCUGCUGUGUGUCGCAAUGAGUGCAAUAUGUGCCCAAAAUAGCCUCACUUUUUGACCAGAGGGUUUCUCUUGCAGCUCGUCGUUCCCGAAUAUUCCAUCCAUGGCCUUUUCUGCCUGAUGUUUCUCUGUGCAGCUGAAUGGGUGACUUUGGGACUUAAUAUCCCGCUGCUUUUCUACCACUUGUGGAGGUGAGGCUGAGCACCAACACGGCCUAAGCACACCCCAGUGCUUCCAUGCUGCAGUUCACGACAGGGAGAUUGUAGCCUUCCACAUGUUGUCAAACUGCAACUCCCUCCAGCCCUCACCGUUGGACAUCCUGGCUGGGGGAGACGGGAAUUGGAGGCCAACAAUAUAUUGGAGGUUCGUCGUCCCUGGUUUACAGCACUGGGAAGGAGUUUGACACCAGAAUCAAUUUCUACAGCCGCCAGGAAGACACUCAAAUCUUUCACUUCUGUUUUCAGUUAACCACAGUUUAGUGUUACUGUACAUCCAAACCGUAAACUGUGGUUAUUUUUUAACUUAGAUUUGUUUGAAACAAGCCAGCUUCAGAGAUCAUAAUUUGAAGCUGGCUUAUUUCAAGCAAACCAUAGCCACGGUUUUGGCAGUUUCAGACAACACAAGAUGAAUUGCAAUUAAUUACAAAUGGAAACUGUAGCCGAUAUAUAAAGGUAAAGGGACCCCUGACCAUUAGGUCCAGUCGUGGACAACUCUGGGGUGGCGGCACUCAUCUCGCUUUAUUGGCCGAGGGAGCCGGCGUACAGCUUCCGGGUCGUGGCCAGCAUGACUAAGCCGCUUCUGGCGAACCAGAGCAGCACACAGAAACGCUGUUUACCUUUCCACCAGAGCGGUACCUAUUUAUCUACUUGCAUUUUGUGCUUUCGAACUGCUAGGUUGGCAGGAGCAGGGACUGAGCGAUGGGAGCUCACCCCGUUGUGGGGAUUUGAACCGCCGACCUUCUGAUCAGCAAGCCCUAGGCUCUGUGGUUUAACCCACAGUGCCACCCGCAUCCCUAUAUACCUGCCGAUAUAUAACUUAUGUUAAAAGAAAGGAAAGUUGGCUUAUUCAUUUUUUGAAAUAUAGCACUUGGAUCCCAGGACUUACUGUGUUGGGUGCUGAACUGAAGUUUGGAUGAAAUUAAAAACAAAAAUACACACACACAUACCAUAAAACCUGACACAGGUUUUUAAAUUGUGUUAGCUGUGAAACUUGACCUGUUUGCAAAACAUAAAUAAAUAGCUUUAGGGGAUCAUCUCAUUCCCUGCACUGGGACAAACCUGUAAGGAUAGUUAGAUUAUAGUCUAUUUCUGUACAUCUCUGUAGGUUUGAAGUUGCAGCCCAGGAAAUUGAUGCUUAUAGAAACUUGUGCAGGAGGGGGGAUGCAGGAAGCAGGAGGGGAAGGAAGAUUGCCCUUUGCCAGCAGAAAUGAAAUAUUUAAAUUGUAUCAUUAGACCAUACCUGCACCAUGUUUCUGGGUCUGAGAAAACAGGAAGCUGAUGUAUACACAGACUAUUAAUCCAUCUAGCUCACAAUUAAUCUACUUUGGGGCCCUCCAAGUUGUUGGACUCCAACUUCCAUCAGCUCCAGCCAGCAUGGCCAACAGUUGAGAAUCCCGCAAGGUGACAGGUUUCUCACCCCUAGCCUUGGAGGAAAGGCAGGGUUAAUUGUAAUAAUAAAUAAUGCCUUGCCUGACUGAUCAGGGACCACUUUUUUUGCAUAUGUCUUAUCAAGAGGUUUUCAGUAAAUGAAUUUAAGCAGUGAAUUGGCUCAAAUGUAGCAGAUCUUCUUUAAGACAACCACCACCUCCACGAGAUGGAAAUUUAGGGGAGAGAUUGGACAUUUUCACUCACCUCUUUUCCUCCCCCCCUGCCCUCCAGGUACUUCCACCGCCCAGCAGAUGGCUCAGAAGUGAUGUACGACGCCGUCUCCAUCAUGAAUGCCGAUAUCUUAAACUACUGUCAGAAAGAAUCGUGGUGCAAACUGGCCUUUUACCUGGUGUCAUUCUUCUAUUACCUGUACAGGUGAGUUUCGUGUGGUCAGCUCUGAUUUUAGAGAGGCGUUUCCUUUGGGAAGUUGAGGGGGGGGUUGGGUGCUGCUGCAGACUCACUAUGCGCAAUAACAAUCUGCUGUAUAGAGGAUCCUCUAUACACAAUCUUUGAGGGCACAAUCUUUGAGAUCCACGGGGCUGCAGAUUUAACUGGGCUUUAAUAAAGGCGAUCCUGUCUCUCCGUUUCCGUGCAAAUCCUUAAAAUGAGAAGGUAGCACCAAAGGAGUUCUUAUACAAUGCUGCUAUUUUAGAAAUGGAUGUUGCUGCUUUGUCCAUUUGAAGGGAUACAUCAGAUAAUCGGCACUUCAAAAGCCUUUUCCACAAGCUCCACCCCAGCUUUUAACUUACAGUUCAGAAAAGCCUAAUUUCCCCACUGGGGAUGAAAUAAACUGCUUCCAAUGUCCGCAGCUACCUGAAGAGGACAACACGGCUACUAAAAAUAAUUUUUAGGCAGAAAUCUGCUAUUAUUUUUAUGUCACUGUAAGCAUUGUCGUUGUUACUGGUUCAGCUGUGUAUAAGAAGUAGCCCAGUGUAGAAGAAAUACAGUUUUCAAAAACUCAUUUCUAGUAUAUAUGGACCACUUUUCACCAUAAAUGGUCUCAAAGCAGUUUACAGAUGAAUCAAUAAAAUAACGCACCAGAGGUCUGGAACCCGUGACCCUCCAGAUAUUGUUACUAAAUGGGAAAGGGUCGAGGUAGCUCCAUGCUCCUUAUAAAUCCUUUUUUUAGAAAAUCAUUUUUAUUGAUUUUCCAAUAAAAAACAUCCAAAUAAAUAUCCAAUCAUAAUACUUCAAUUAAAAACUAAAAAACUAAAAUAAAAAAGAUCAAAUUAUAGUCCAAAUUGUAUUUAUUAAUUUCUUGGGCCUCCCCACAGUCUGGAUCUCUGGAGCAUAUCUCUGCAUCUUAGUCCUGCUUCUCCUUGUUGUCUCCAUAUUUUCCACAUCUCGAUACUGUAUUAAUGCUUGGUAAUUUUUGCUCCUUAUUAAUCCUAAUGCGUAGCUUGCUUCUUAGCUACUAUUAUUAUGGGGGGGGGUCCUGUGAUCUUUGCUGUCUUACUCCUGACUUUGGUGACGGCUUCUUCUCUCCUUCCUUCCUCGCUUCACAUUCCUGUUUUCCAGUAUGGUUUAUACGCUGGUGAGUUUCUAA
Molecule: messenger RNA, 44226 nt
Organism: Podarcis lilfordi (Lilford's wall lizard)
Lineage: Eukaryota; Metazoa; Chordata; Lepidosauria; Squamata; Lacertidae
Source: the annotation of a GenBank genome assembly